Messenger RNA from Klebsormidium nitens, 3045 nucleotides. Lineage: Eukaryota; Viridiplantae; Streptophyta; Klebsormidiophyceae; Klebsormidiales; Klebsormidiaceae. The record is from the annotation of a GenBank genome assembly.
GGUGCUGAAUACCAGCCUGCUGCAUGGGUGAUCAAGAGCUACGUACCUAGCUAGCUCUGACCACUGGCACCAACUUAUGCAAACUUUUCCAACGGCAGGGAUGAGGUUAUCAGUCGAGUAAGACAACCGCAGAACCUUAGCAUUUACACACGGGCCUGCUGAGACCAAACACUCGCAGCUGCUGGCAGGGACGGAUUGCACUUACGCCUGGAAGCAACGCAACCCAGGACGUAGCUGUGACUGCCUGCCAUUGUUCACCAGCAAUGCAGUCUUCCUGCAAUCCUCUACAUGUAGCUGUGUAGUUGAUUGCUUGGUAAGAAGUCUGACAGCGGGCCUCCAGAUUAGUCCCAGCUGAGGUCUGCUUCCACAACGCAAUUUCAGCUCAACUGGUCGCUGUGUGCAGAGGAGACGUGAGUUUUCCUAUGACCCCAUUCUCUGCUCGGGCCACAGAGUUGAACUUACUCUUUCAACUAGGAACCCAAAAGUCCAUUUGUGAACCAAGAGGAGGCGGGGCAGUCUACCAAAACUGCUACAGCAGUGUGCAGAGCUCCAAUCGCUGCUGCAAGGGGGCACUCCCCCGCUUGAGUUCACGCACAACUGCUGCAACUGAGAAGCUCUUGGGUGUUCUGCAAUCCAGGCUGUCACUAAGCAAGCAGUGACAGUUCAAAACAGCAUUUGUGCUUGGAAAUAGCUUCCAUCAUGCCGAUGACAAGCAGUUCCUCUGGCAGCUCAACAGAGUCUUGGGACUUUUCAACCACUAGCAGUGAGGACCUUGAGGACCUGCAGCUGGUUGUAGAGCCAGACGUGCUCGAUCGCUGCGGGAAGAGGAUCAAGUGCGCCUUCUUCUCACACAGUCUGCAGCGAAACGGCGCGAAUGUAUACCUGCUGCACCUAUGUAGCUGGCUGAUUGACGAAUUUGAGGUGGACCUGGUUUCACCCAAGGAUGGACCUAUGCGGGCUGACUUCGAGGCGCUUGGCGUGAAUUGCAGUGCCAUCAGCCCUUCCAAGGAGAAUCACCGAGAAAGGCAACUCCUGAAGCAGGCGCAGUACACUUUUGUCCUCUGCAACACCAUCAUGCGCGCGGAGGUGGCGGUCAUUGCUGAGGAGAUGGGCACCCCGUGCGUGUGGGUAGUGCACGAGGCGUGGCCGCAGGACCAGUUCGAGUACUACGCAAAGGAAGUCUUCCUCAUGGAUCACAUCGACUCCGCCCUGCUGCACAGAGCUUUCAGUCUCUGCACUCGCAUCAUCUUCCCUGCCAAUGUUCAAAAGGAGCUGUACGCGGGUCUGUACAAGGACGGGGCUGCCCUAUGCAUCUACAAUGGUAUCCCAUUGGACGCCAUUGACGAGUUCGUGAAGAGCAACACCCGGGAAGAGGUUCGCUACGCAAUGGGAUACGAACCAGACGACUUUCUCAUCGUGCAGGUUGGCACCGUGUGCAACCGCAAAGGUCAGCUGUACUCCGCUAAGGCCUUCGUCAAACUGGUCGAGGCGGGGGCGCAUCCCAACGCCAAGUUGCUCAUGGUCGGCGCACGCUACAUCCGCGAUCACGAGAUCAAGUACAUCGACGAAAUCAACGCUGUGGUCGCCAAAGCGGGUCUGCAAGACAGGGUCAAGAUUUUAGACUGCCAGGAUGAUGUCUUCCCGUUCUACCUGGCAGCGGACGUGGUGCUUCAACCGUCUCUCAACGAGGUUCUGCCGCUAUGCAUCUGCGAGGCGAUGGCCUUCGAGCGACCGGUUAUCGCCACCAGAAUCGAUGGCAUCCCCGAGGCUCUUGAUCACCACAGAGAGGGGUUGCUGAUCCCGCCCGCUGAUGAGGUCGCCCUCAAACUGGCCAUAAAGUCUCUAGUGGACAACGAGGAUGAGCGCGUGAGGCUGGGUGUCAACGGGCGGAAGAGGGUGCAAGAGCAAUUCAGCUACCGCAACAUGAUCAACCAGUACAAGGACUUCAUCAACAACAUCGUGGAGAACGAUGUUCGAGUACAGACGCCCGUCCGCACGCCGAGCACGACACGCGGAUUCAAGCAGUGGGAGGAUACCGUUACAGUGUUGGUAGACUUGGACAAUACCGUGGUGGACUGGGACAAGGAGUUUACCAAGCGGUGGAUUGCGGCGGGGAACCCAGCAAGUGAUGCAGACGUCAUCAAAAAGAGAAAAAGAUUCGAGAUCGAGCAGAACUUCAAUGCGCAGCAGACAGAACUGGUCAUAAAGGUCAUCGCCCAGCCCGGCUUCUACGCCCAGCUGGAGCCCUUCCCGAAGGCCUUGUGGGCGCUGCAAACGAUGCUUCAGUCUGGCAUCGACGUGAAGCUGGUGACUUCCCCGCACCCCUGCUGCCGCGCUCAGUGCACAAUCGAGAAAUACGAGUGGGUUGCCAAGCACCUAGGGGAUGAGUGGUUCAAGCGCCUUAUCAUCACCGCAGAUAAGACGGCAGUCCGAGGGGACAUUUUGAUCGACGACAAGCCUGCCGUCGUUGGGUCCAUGAAGCCGCAGUGGAAGCACGUGCUCUUCAAUGCGUCUUACAACGAGAAAGUCACAGGCAAGCCACGGUUGACUGCUUGGGAGGACUGGGAGCGCGCUGUUCUCCCACCUAGUCACCACAAGAUUCGCAGGUCCUUCGGUGCGUGAUCCGGUCCUGCUUGCGUUGCAACGGUUCAAGACAGUAGUCUGAAGUGAUUCUUAGGUACUUCGUACAACACUGUUGUGUAGUCCUUUAAGGAAAGGAACAUUUUGUUGGGGUGGAUGUGUUGUAAUUUUGGCGAAGUGGAUGUGUUGUAAGUGCAAGUAUGGGGAAGACCACCAGGGCACAGGGGCUUAGCGCAGGAUUCAAAGUAGCGGCGUUGCGCAAGAUUCUUCAGGUACCUGACUGUACAAUAUUGUCGAGAUUGUUUGACCCUUUGAAUUCAGAGGGCUCUGUACCAUAGCAGUUCUGUAGCAGAUUCACAAUGUUGGAAGCAGAGGAUGGAGCGACAUAGUCGAUCUAUUGACGUUGCGCAAAGGCGCCUGUACUGUCAAAGCUACUCGUGACUCGUACACACUGAUUGAAUAUCG